CUUCCCCUCUCCUACCCGAAUCCCUCGCCGUCGGUCCUACCGGUUUCGCCCAAAACCAUCUGUCUCGUGACCGAAAGCUAGCGCUAUUAGAGCUGGGAAGGCAACUACGAGAUCACUACGUUCAAACACUUCUGAAAGUCCCAUCACUCUACUCCUGGUCCGUUCCUACCAGAAACCAUCGUGGAAGGAAUUUGAGACAGUGAAAUUUUGUAUUGGCUACUUCUUCCUUAUUCGUGUUAAAGGUCUUUGAGAAUGGGUUUGACGGGGUUGAGACGCAGUAGUCGUGAAGGAGACCUAUCAAAAAGCUCCAAACGCAAAAUUGAGAAGAAACUUAAAUUUAUUUCGAAAAUUACUGAGGCCGUGUCAUCCUUAUCUGCCAAAAAGACAAUUAGCAAGAAAAAAAGAUUAAGAAGCCGGCAAAAAAAACUAAGGGCAUAUGACCUAAGCGCACUUUCAGACUUUCUUCCCGAUGAAGCUCUCCAAAAAUCAUCUAAAUCCCCCGUCUUCAAACUAAACUGCAAGAAUCGGCAAAAGCUAGUUGAGAUUGAAAGCGAAUUAUUGAGAUCUGUUCACAGACAUCCAGCUUUCCAAGCUGAUCCCAUCGCAGCCAUUCAACAACACUUGGAACAAACACAACCGCCUUCAUCCGCCGAGGAAAAGGGAGAUAAAAAGAGCAAAAAAGACAACAAAGAUAAAAGGAAGAAGAGAUCCAACUAUGCAAUUGCGCAAAAUAUGGAAAUGACAUAUUCAAGUUCUUAGAUUAACUAACUCAGGAGUCUUAAGGGAUUUUUCACCGGAUUUAUUAAAUCCAACGAGACGCGAAAUUGCAGGAGUUUCGGGGAUUUAUGAAUUUUUAAAUUCAAGAUCCCAAAAUUUCCUUCAAUUUGGCUUAAAUCUAGGUUUUAUUGAAUCCUGGGGCAAGUUGGAUUUAAUGGUUUUACGAUUUAGAGAUUUACUAAAUACUGAUAAUUCUAAAUUCUACUUGCAGCCAAACACCCACUAAUGUUUUGCAAUUGUUUCAAAUUGCAGCUGUUGUAAGUCUCUCUCUCUCUCUAUCUAUCUCUCUAA
Molecule: messenger RNA, 1068 nt
Organism: Phalaenopsis equestris
Lineage: Eukaryota; Viridiplantae; Streptophyta; Magnoliopsida; Asparagales; Orchidaceae
Product: putative ribosome biogenesis protein slx9-like
Exons: 6
Coding region: 253-759 (168 amino acids)
Biological process (GO): maturation of SSU-rRNA from tricistronic rRNA transcript (SSU-rRNA, 5.8S rRNA, LSU-rRNA)
Cellular component (GO): 90S preribosome; nucleolus; preribosome, small subunit precursor
Source: RefSeq, a predicted model, not a curated record